GUACGGUAAACAGUCCCAAAUGGCAGUCAUCAAAACCAGCUUCGAUGCUGCGAAACAUCUGGAGAAGCAAGGAUGGAAGGGAAAGGGCACUGCCUUAAAGAAUGGUCAUGCGACGAGGCCUUUGGCCGUUGUGCAGAAGAAGACGCUGUCAGGUAUCGGAAAGGAUCGUGAUGAAGCCGUCCCUUUCUGGGAUCACAUAUUCGCAGCGACAGCAGCAAAUCUCUUUAUACCUUCCGCUCCCAGUUCUCCUGCCUCGGGAUCAACUUCUAAAUGGGCUACAUUAACGCCUGCCGCCGCUUCUGGUAAUUCUCAGUCCGCCUCCUCUUCCUCGUCGCCUGCCCCUCCCAAACAGAGAUUAUCCAUCGGUGCCCAGACUCGAAUUUCAAGAGAAAUGGCUAGGCGGCAGCUUUACUCAAGGUUCCUCAGAGGCAAGGUGUUCAUCCCUGAUGAAGAGCUGGAGAUUAAAGAGAGUGAAGAAGAAUGGAGUAAAAGUAUGGCGACCGAAGUGAAGGUCGUCGUUGAAGGAGGGGUUGCUGGUCCAAGUAAAGCCACAGAUAAAGCUGAGAAGAAAGACAAGAAGAGCAGGAGAAAGGAAAAGGAGGAGACUAAGGAGAAGAGGGAUGCAAGAAAGGCGGAAAAGAAAGCUAAGGCGGCGAAAGAAAUUAAAAAGAGUGAGAAGAAGGUUAAGGGAAAACAAAAAGAGGAGAAGGGUGAAGAGGUGAAGACAAAAAAGGAAAAAAAGGAACAGGAGAAGAAAGAAGAGGAUAAAGAACGUAACACUCAAGAAGCGAAUGAAGGGACAGAGAGAAAACACAAAAGAAAGUCGGUUGUCCAGAUAAUUGAUGGUGCGGAGAGAGAAAAAAAGAAGAGAAAAGGUCGGGAGAGUGACGACGAAACUGGCAAAUGGAAGAAAUGUAAAGGUUAGACAGUCUAGAUCCUAGAGCCAUAUAUUGUUUCACUGUACUACGACUGUAAUGUGUAAUAUGAUGUAUUGCAUAUCGCAUGAAACUCAAAGUGGC
Messenger RNA from Cryptococcus deneoformans JEC21, 1019 nucleotides. RefSeq lists its product as hypothetical. The record is from RefSeq and is a predicted model, not a curated record. Bases 20 to 925 code for a protein of 301 amino acids. The transcript has 3 exons. NCBI's taxonomy places the organism in Eukaryota, Fungi, Basidiomycota, Tremellomycetes, Tremellales, Cryptococcaceae.